This is a messenger RNA of Archocentrus centrarchus (flier cichlid), 5096 nucleotides long. RefSeq names its product ATP-binding cassette, sub-family B (MDR/TAP), member 10 (gene abcb10). Lineage: Eukaryota; Metazoa; Chordata; Actinopteri; Cichliformes; Cichlidae. Gene Ontology annotation, molecular function: ATP hydrolysis activity; ATP binding; ABC-type oligopeptide transporter activity. Bases 477 to 2618 code for a protein of 713 amino acids. Gene Ontology annotation, cellular component: mitochondrial inner membrane. The record is from RefSeq and is a predicted model, not a curated record. The transcript has 14 exons. Gene Ontology annotation, biological process: oligopeptide export from mitochondrion.
GGUGGAGGAGGUUCCCUGUGUGUACGUGAGACCCGUAUCAGGUCACGUUUCCUGUUAAUAGCUUUUAUUUUCUUUGUUAAAGUAGAUUUAUUCUUUACCGCGGACUUUCUGUUGGGCAGUUUUCGGCACCUCGUGUUUCCGCUACGCUACACGGACCUUUAGCGGCAGAUGACAGCGGCAGGCGGGGUGUUGGUAGCUGUUGGGUGAUAAGAGAUAAACUGGGUUAAAAGCGGCUGUCAGGCGCAGAUAAAACCGACAGCAACGGUCCGAUGUAGUGGCUACAAGCUGCAGCGGGAGGACGCGGUGUGUUGACAGAGGUCCAAAAAUGUUUCUCCUGGUGGACUUACUGAACCAAAAACACAUCGACACCAUUAGUCACUGAGUUUGGAGAAAGAAAAAAUACUGAGAUUUUUUUUUUUUGGUCAAAAUCAUCGUUAUUUCUUUAUUUAUUUGGUAAAUAGCUGUAAAAUAGGACGAUGUGUAUUUUAAUUCGCAUGUCAGGUUGCACACGCAGAGUGCAUCCAUCCAGACUGAAGCUGAUGCAACCCAGGUUGUUAUGGCUGGAGCACCGUCCGACUCUCUCAGCUGCCCUCCGGAGGAAAGGGCAGUCCACCGGGCUCAAGUCCUCACUCCAUCCGACCCCGGCCUUCCCUCCCCGGGCAGCCAGCGUCUACACGACGGUCCCGCCGCGCGGCCCCCUCAGAAGUGUCCCUGUACUCUGUUCAAGCGCUCGGGGACUCACUCUCACACCUGUUGCCUUUGCAAGCUCCUCAGCAUCCUCUACACCCACACCUGCCGAGUCAGUGAAGACCGAUACUCCCACUGUGGUCCCCCUGAGGGAUAUUAAAAGGAUUAUGAGACUGGCUUACCCGGAGAGAUGGAGACUGGCAGCUGGUGUAGGCUUCCUGACUGUCUCCAGUGCAGUAACAAUGUCAGCUCCCUUCUUCCUGGGCAGAGUGAUUGACACCAUUUACACCAGUGCGGCAGACACAGAGUCAAUGACGGCUUCGCUCACGUCGCUGUGUAUCAUGCUGGCCGGAGUGUUUCUGUGUGGUGGAGCGUGCAAUGCUGCCAGAGUCUACCUCAUGGAGUCCUCAGGUGAACAGAUUAUUCGUAAUCUCCGUGCCUCCCUCUUCUCCUCCAUUCUCAGACAGGAAGUGGCAUUCUUUGACAGGAAUAAGACCGGCGAGCUUAUCAACCGACUCUCCUCUGAUACGUCCGUGGUGGGCAGCUCGAUCACAGACAACCUGUCAGACGGGCUGAGAGCUGUCGCCCAGGCAGCUGCUGGUGUCAGCAUGAUGUUCUACAUCUCUCCCAGUCUUGCAAGCUUUGUGUUACUGCUUGUUCCUCCUAUGGCCGGUCUCGCUAUCAUCUAUGGCAGAUUCCUUCGCUCAAUCUCCAAGCGCACACAGGAUGCGCUCGCACAAGCCACACAGUUGGCAGAGGAGCGAAUCAGCAACAUGCGGACAGUCAGAGCUUUCGGUAAGGAGCUGUCAGAAGUCGACACGUACACACAGAAGACUGACUAUGUCCUCAACCUAGCUAGGAAGGAGGCCAUGAUGCGGGCUGGCUUCUUCGGAAUGACUGGUCUCAGUGGAAACAUGAUGAUCCUGUCAGUGCUCUUCAAAGGAGGCCUUCUGACAGCCAGUCAGCACAUGACUGUGGGCGAGCUCUCAUCAUUCCUCAUGUACACCUUUUGGGUGGGCAUCAGUAUUGCAGGCUUGAGUUCGUUCUACUCUGUGCUGAUGAAGGGUUUUGGUGCAGGAGCCAGGCUCUGGGAGCUGCUGGACAGAAAGCCUGAGUUUCCUCUAAAUGAAGGCCGAGUCCUCCCCGCAGACCAGCUGAAAGGCCAGCUCGAAUUCUGUGAUAUCUCUUUUGCCUACCCGACACGUAAAGAGACCCCCAUCUUCCAGAAUCUGAAUCUCUCGGUGCCAGCUGGUAACAUCAUGGCUGUGGUGGGGUCCAGUGGAUCGGGGAAAUCAUCCAUGGUUUCACUUCUGCUUAGGCUGUACGACCCCGAUGCUGGUAAGAUCACCAUAGAUGGUCACGACAUCAGGGAUUUAAAUCCCUUCUGGCUCAGAGGUCAUAUUGGAACUGUUAGCCAGGAGCCGGUACUCUUUUCUUGCUCUAUCAGAGAGAAUAUAGCAUAUGGAGCGCUGAAUCCAGAUGCAGUGACCACAGAGGACAUCUACAGAGCAGCCAAAGUGGCCAACGCCUAUGACUUCAUCCAGACAUUUCCCAAAGGCUUUGACACUGUGGUGGGGGAGAAAGGUGUGCUCCUGUCAGGUGGUCAGAAGCAGAGGAUAGCCAUAGCCAGAGCUCUGCUCAAGAAUCCGAAGAUCCUGCUUUUGGAUGAGGCUACCAGUGCGCUGGAUGCUGAGAAUGAGUUUCUUGUUCAAGAGGCUUUGGAGCGUCUGAUGGAAGGGAGGACGGUCGUGAUCAUCGCUCACCGUCUCUCCACGAUAAAGAAUGCAGACACUGUUGCUGUACUGGACCAGCGGUGUAUAGCUGAGUGUGGCCACCCCACAGAGCUGCUAGGAAACAAGGAAGGACUGUUCAGGAAGCUGAUGGAGAAGCAGGCGUUUCUACAGGAAGAGCAGCAGAGAGCACUUAUCUGACAGGACAGGGCGCAUGGAUAACUGAAGGACAGAGAAAUCAGGAGGUGAGGUCAGUGGCUGGGAUAAUAAGCUUUGAACUCUAGUGAGGGGAAGCCACUGAAAAAUAGAAAAAGGGUUUUCUUUGAGACUUCCCCUUUCUGCCUCAUUGCUGGAAAGACUGCCGUAUGUAGCAUCACACAAAAAGUUGAUGACUAAAAUGUGGAUCAGUGAAUACUCCCUAAAAAUGUCUAUUUUUGUUUUUUACCCCGAAAAAGAAAGUGAGAUUAAGAGAAAGGCACUCCUCACACAUGAUUCACAGCCAGCUGUUAGAGUUAGAACUAGAGUUUGAGGGAAAGCCCAAAUCCUGUUUGACAUCAUCCAGAUGUUUAAGAGAAAUGGGCAGAUAUUAAAUGUGACACUGAGUCUGAUCCUCUUUGUCUCUCUGCUGUGGCAUAUGGCCUUUUGGAUUUUCAUAAUGACACCAAAACAACUCAGUUUGAUUUAUACAGCACUGCUGAAUGUAUAUUUGUUUUGUGUCUCUGUAACAGUUUUUUUUUUAAAUUUUUUUAUAAAGACUUGAAGCCUUUUACUGUCAUAUUAGACACUAAAAUUAAUGAAACAAUUGAGCAGCUACAGAUGUAUGUAUGUGGUGUUUACACUGUGUUGUAAAUCAGUCCCGAACACUGUUUUAAUACAUUUUGUUUAAUGUAUACACAUUUGUCAUGAGAAAUAUACAUUUUGGCCUAAGGUAACAGCUAAGGUGCUACAUAUCUUAAAAUAUUUCUCUUAGCAAGAGUCUCUCUGAAUCAUAUUUAUGGUUGGAUCGGCUCUUUGAUACAUUUACGUUCAGUCACACUUUUGCGCUUUGUGUUCAGGAUUGAACUGACAGCCUCGAAACUGUUAAACUUUACUGUGUUUGCAUGCCAAACAUAAUAAAAUGAGCACAGUUGGAGGAUGGAGCUGACUGAGGCUGCUAAACAGACUCUUUUAUGUCUGGAGAUCUGCUGCUCUCAAGGAGGAAAAACACUGGAGUCAAGUCAUUAGAGUCAGAGAGGGUCCGUGUGUCAUUAAAACAGUUAUCUCACUGUCUAAAAUCCACAGUUUCAUCAUCUUAUAUCCUCUUCAGAGAGUUACCCACUGCAGAUAAGAAUAUAAUCUUUCAGUACAAUUUGGAAAAGCAGAAAACAAUGUUAGACCUUAAACAUGUGAGUGUGAAACACGAGAUGAGUGCAUACUGCAUAAAAUAUGUGGCACAAUCAUCUCUUCCAUGCUCUGUGCACUGCCUGGUGAUUACAGGAUGUGCACUUGACUGGCCUUAAAUUCUAUAUAAACAAGCACCUACAUGCAGCCACAGUGCUAAAUAUUAUAAGUGGCAUAGAGAGGCUGACUAAGUAAUGACUCCUGAGUAAACAUUUGGCUCCUAGAUGCCCUCUUUGCUGCUCAGUGAGGGUCUGUUUGAGAGGAUUUUCCUUAAUUUUGAACCCAGACAUUUAAAUGUCUUGAGCUCAAACUCUCUGCUGCUCUAUCGGAAGCGGCUCCUUUUUAUUUGUAGCUGUAUGUAUAUUCCCGGUUUGCUUUUGUAAUGAGGCAGAUCUAUACCACCGUGUAGCUGGGAACAUUUGUCACAAUUUGUCACUGAUUUUUAUGCCAGCUCACGUGCACAGACGAGUCAGCAAUAAGGACUGAACUCCUUUAUAUUGGGCAAAAAUGAAGGCUUCAGAUUCUAAUUACAAUAUUGUAACUUACACACAGGUAUUUAUUAAUAUUACAUAUUAAUUAUGAACUAAUUAGUAAUCCUUUGAAACUGUGUAUGACUAAUGGCACAAAUACUGCAACAGUCAUUUUUUUAUUUUUUUAUUUUAAAUAGUUCUUUGAUAGCUCACAUGAGAAGGGUGCAAACAGGUUAGCUCACAACUUGAAGGCAGUGAUGUGGCUCAUUAGUGAGAUUGAUGUGGACACUAUUUUUUGGGGGGGGUGUUAAUCCAGCAUUGAUCUGCAGUUUCUUAUUUUUUGUGUCAGUUUAGAGAGGUUAUUCAUUACAGCGUGUACACUGUGCGUCAGCAUGAUUUUAUCUGUGUUCUUAAUGUUAAACUUAUUCAUCACAAGAUGGUUCAUUGGGGACACUUUUUUUUGGUUUUUAUUUGAUUUCACUUUAGAAGAAAGGAAUUUUUACUUGAACUGCAGUCGAGUUUUGUGUUAUUGCGACAUAUUAGUUCACAUUUAAGAGCUUGAAAAGAUGCCUUGAACGUCUGUGAACGUGUUUUUGCCAAACUGGAGAAGUUUGAAAAUUAAAUUUGCUCAUUGCUUCAUGCCAAAUUGAAGGAAAUGCUGAAGUUUGCCAGUCGAUAGUAGAUCCAUGUGCUGCAAACAUCUUUUUCUAACUUGUAUAUAAAGAGACCUAAAGAUGACCAAUAUGAUGUAUGAUGGAUUUCUAAUGAUUUUUGUGGUCAAUAUAUUAUCAUACUUGUAUGUAAAGAUAAAUAAAGUGAAAUAUUAAGU